Gymnodraco acuticeps is the source of this 3720-nucleotide messenger RNA. RefSeq names its product probable E3 ubiquitin-protein ligase HERC4. The coding region runs from base 69 to 3104 and encodes 1011 amino acids. The record is from RefSeq and is a predicted model, not a curated record. The transcript is spliced from 23 exons. Gene Ontology annotation, molecular function: ubiquitin-protein transferase activity. Lineage: Eukaryota; Metazoa; Chordata; Actinopteri; Perciformes; Bathydraconidae.
UGAAGGUAACAUCAGAGGGGAUAAAUUGCAGGCGCAAAUGCUGCAGACAGAGUCCAGGUGGAGACUACAUGAUGGUGCAGCUGUACUGUUGGGGAGACAGCUCCAGUGGACAGUUCGGUCCACAGACAGCCCUCAGCCCGGUGUCCUGGUCGGUCCCCGGGGUUAUCACCGACAUCUGCUGCGGGGACCAGCACACUUUACUGCUCAACGGGGAGGGCGGCGUGUUGUCAUGUGGAAACAACUCUCAGGGACAACUUGGACGAAAGAACCGUAAAGAUGGGAGAACAGGUCGUGUGGAGGGGCUGGGCGAUGUGGUGGCCAUAGCUUGUGGUCAGGACCAUUGCCUGGCUGUGUGUGCAUCUGGAAAGGUGUUCUCCUGGGGGGCAGGAGAGGACGGACAGAGAGGCCUUUUACCAAAUCUACUCCACAACAGACCAAGUCAUGUGCAGAUGCCACUGCCAAUACCUGUGAUUCAAGUUGCUUGUGGAAACUCCCACUCUCUGGCUCUGACUAAAGGAGGCGAUGUCUUCUCGUGGGGUUCGAACAGUCAUGGUCAGCUAGGCCUGGGGAAGGAGGUGUCGCUGCAGUUUGUACCUGACCUGGUGCGCGCUCUGACCGGCGUAGCGGUUACCCAGGUUACGGCCGGAGCGACCCACUCCCUGUUCCUCACACUCCCAGGCCUGGUGUACUGCUGUGGGGCCAAUAAAUCUGGCCAGCUGGGUCUCAACAGGGUGGACGAGAAGGGCAGGUUCAACAUCUGCAUGGUACCCGCCCUCAGACCUCUGGGUGUCUCCUUCAUAAGCUGUGGAGAAGCACACUCUGCUGUGUUAACUAAGGACGGCAAGGUUUUCACUUUUGGAGAGGGAAGCUACGGUCAGCUCGGUCACAACUCCUCUGAUAAUGAACUGAAACCCAGACUGGUGGACGGUUUGGAUGGACCUGCAUCACACAUUUCCUGUGGCAGACGUCAUACACUGGUUUUGUCCUCCUCUGGCCAGCUGUGGGCUUUUGGCGAUGGGGCCAAAGGUCAAAUUGGGACAGGACGAACAGAAAAUAGUCUGACUCCCACUCUGGUAUCUCUUCCAUGGACCACUGAAAGUGUGGUAGCCGUCCCCAAGGCAGACUUGAAAAUAUCAGCUGGGUGGAAUACAAGCUGUACCUACGCUUCACCUCCACAGCGUUUGGACAAAGGACAGAUAACUGGGCGACUUGAUGAGACCAAACUUCAACAAUGGCUGUCAAUGACACAUGGCAACGUAGAGGAAAAGAGAGAAAUAUCUUCCAUGUUUCAGACCAGCACAAGUCUUGUUGCAAGUUUCACGAAGGCUGAUGGGCCUCCAUCAGAAGCAGGUGCUCUAACUGUGGACCUUGAUGCAGCUAGCGAAGCUUUCGACCAGAUGCUGGCAGUGCCAUGGAUCAAACAAUCAGUAAAUCUUAUACUCCUGAUUGAUUUGCUCUGCAAUCCAAGCCAUCUCCUAAAAUCACCAGAAAUCUUCCUGAUUCUGCUGACGUGUCCCCUCCUCCAAGAGGAGUGUAAUGUCAUGCAGCCGGUGUUGGCGCUGGCGAUCAAUAUUGCAGAUCUGCAAGAGAAGACUAAAGAUACACUAAGACGCUGGUGGUCCACCCUGAGACCCUCCAUACUGAUGAAGCACAUCUUGGUGUUCAAAAAGGCCCUGGCCUUCAUGCUCAGAAAUGGCCUCCUGGUAACUCAUUACCCCGGAGUCAAAUACCUGGUGGAGGUCCUCAAGAUGCUGUACAAAUCAAACAAAGCUGGAAAGUCCUACAAAGUCCCACCGAGCACCUUCUACGUAGAGGAGAUCAGUGACAGUGUGCUGCUAGAUCGGGACUUUGCUCUUUGGUUUCAAUUUUCCAAAGAGGAGGAUGAUGUCGACACACCCGUCAUUUUCUGCCGCUACCCAUUCCUGUUCACUCUGGUUCGAAAGGUGGCAGUCUUUAACUACUAUGCAUUUAUCUCAAAGAAAGUGCAGGGUUUCCUUCAUGGACUGGCCUUGGUGUGUCCUGAAGAGCUCUGGUUGGACGGCCCAGACUCCGCCCCCGCGCCGGUCUUCCAGCUCACCCUGAGACGCUCUCAUCUGGUGGAGGACACCUUCAGACAGCUGGGGGCGGCCGACCACUGCGCCUUCAAGAGGGAGCUUUUGGUGCAAUUUGAUGAAGACAGGAAGAAGGUGAUGGAUGUCUACAAAAGAGAUUUCUUCCUGCAAGUGAUUAAAGAGCUGAUGUCUCCCAAGUCUGAAAUGUUCAUGUUCAACGAGAGCAACACUCUGGCCUGGUUCCCUGUCAGGCCAAAAGUAGAGGAGAAGACUUACUUCCUGUUUGGCGUUCUGUGCGGCCUGGCUCUCUACCACCACAACCUUGUCCACUUGCGCUUCCCACUGGUUCUCUUCAAGAAGCUGCUCAAGGUCAAACCCUCACUGGACGACAUGAAGGAGUUCGACCCUGUCAUGGGAGAGUCUUGGCAGUUCCUGUUGGACUGUCCUCCUGAUGAGGUCAAAACAAUUGACAUUACUUUCACUGUGCCCUGGGGCGGAGAGACAGCUGAACUUGACCCGAAAGAAACUGGGAAAGUUGUGACAGCGUCCAACAGGAAAGAGUUUGUAGAUGCCUACGUCAACUAUGCCUUCAACAAAUCAGUGGAGGGAGCAUUUGAAGCGUUCAAGAAAGGCUUCUUCAAAGUGUGUGAUAUCGACGUGGUGGAGUUCUUCCAGCCCGAGGAGCUGCAGGCAGUGAUGGUGGGCCAGGAGAACUACGACUGGGAGGUGUUCAAGAAGAACACAGUUUAUAAAGGAGACUACCAUGACAGGCAUCCAAACAUCGUGACCUUCUGGGAGGUGUUUGAGAAUCUGACCGCGGAGGAGAAGAAAAAAUUAUUUCUGUUCGUCACCGGCUCCUACCGUGUUCCCUUCCUGGGUAUGGAGAGUGUUCAGAUGAAAGUCGCAGUGUUGCCCGAUUCCACCGAGAUCCAUAAGCCAGAAUCCCUCACCUGCCACCAUCUGCUGUUACUGCCCGUCUACCAGAGGUACCCGGCCGAGAGGACCAUGCACACCAGGCUCCUCCAGGCUAUUAAUCACAACAGAGGCUUCUGAAAGAAAGCAGACAUUACAGAAUGAAGUAAUGAAGUCCGCAUUAUUAUCAUUUAAAGAGUUGUUAUUUUUGUCGGAAUAAUCUGCCAAAUGUAAGCUUCAUCAGCAGUCCAUAUUCUAUUAUUCAGUAGUUUGAGAAACAGUUAUGCAUGUAUUUUAUUUGAUUGCACUUAAACAUGUUGACAUAUUAAGAAAUCGUGUUUUUUGGGAACUCUGUUAUAGGUAUGACCGGUGUUUUAGCAUAAACACACAUUUGAAUAGGGAAGAAAGAUUUAAAAAUAAAUAAAAUCUGCCUGACGUAACACAACACUUUAAAGUGUAUAGUGGGCCAACAUUUUAAAAUCAUUCUCCACAAAUUGUGUAUCCAGAAAUCAGGCUACUGCCAUUUCUGUCACUGUUACAGUAGGUCCACUCUGGAUUGAGCACCAUGCUUUUGAAACAUUAUGAUGACAUUCUUAGCAUUAAAGACUUAUUCUGUUCAUGUUGUACAAGUUUAAAAUGUAAGUUAAUAUUUUAUGUUUGUGUGACCAAAGUAAAACAAAAUCUUUGUUAAUCAGGAAAUGUAUUAUUUUCUUAACUUUGUAACCUAACAAACUAAAUAAAUGUGUUUUCUAUUCAA